Molecule: messenger RNA, 2188 nt
Organism: Capsicum annuum
Lineage: Eukaryota; Viridiplantae; Streptophyta; Magnoliopsida; Solanales; Solanaceae
Product: aspartic proteinase-like protein 1
Exons: 10
Coding region: 472-2070 (532 amino acids)
Biological process (GO): proteolysis
Molecular function (GO): aspartic-type endopeptidase activity
Source: RefSeq, a predicted model, not a curated record
GCUCUCAUUAAUUUUCAAUUUUUUUUUUUGGUUGUUCAAUAUUUAUAUUGAGGCUGAACUAAUUUAAUUUCGUGCCAAAAAAAAUCCAUAAAACCUCUUUAUCAAAACAUAUUCCAUACUCGACAUUCAAAUUUGAGCACCUAUUCUUAACUUCAAUACAUAGCAAACACUUCCACUAGUUCUCAGUAUUUUUUUUUUUUUUUUUGCGAUUGUUUAGUUUUUAUUUUAAAACUCGACUAAUUUAACUCCGUGCAAAAUCAAUUAUUUACUUUUGUAUUAAAGCUCGACUAAUUUAACUUUGUGCGAAAAAAAUCUAUCAGAACACACAAAAAUGAAAAAUGCAUCGCUAACUUUGCAACCUUUGUUGUUAUCAGUCCCCAGUUUCUUACUCCCUCAGUUUUGAAAAAACCAAAAAGCCUUGGAUUCUCUAUUUUUUCUUCACCCAUUGCACCGCCCUAGGGCAUUUCCUCAAUGGCGAUUCAUUUUCCGGCAAUUGUAUUACUGGCGGCGGCGGCGGCGGCUUUGAUGUUCUCAGUUGAGGUGGCCGCCGGUCAUACAUUUUCGUCGAGGUUGAUUCACCGGUACUCAGAUGAAGCGGUGUCGUUUUGGGCGUCUAAAGGGAAGAGCAUGACGUCCUGGCCGAAACGGGAGAGUGUGGAGCAUAUGAGGUUAUUACUUAGUAAUGAUUUGAAGCGACAGAAAUUGAAGCUUGGUUCGCAGAAACAGAUGUUGUUUCCUUCUCAAGGAAGUGAAACUCAUUUCUAUGGCAAUGACUUGAGUUGGCUGCAUUAUGCGUGGAUUGACAUAGGGACACCAAAUACAUCAUUUCUGGUUGCAUUGGAUGCCGGAAGCGAUCUCCUGUGGGUCCCUUGUAAUUGUGUACAAUGCGCUCCAUUGUCUUCAAGCUACUACUCAAUGUUGGAUAAAGAUCUGAAUGAGUAUAGCCCAGCACGAUCAAGCACUAGCAAGCAUCUAUCUUGCAACCAUCAAUUAUGUGAACUGGGUCCUAACUGUCAGAGCCCAAAGGAACGUUGCCCUUACACUGUCAACUACUUUUCUGAAAAUACAUCAAGUUCGGGUUUUCUUUUUGAGGACCAACUGCAUUUGACUUCAGUUGGUGGACAUGAACAUCAAGGUGCUGUGCGAGCUCCUGUUGUUAUAGGUUGUGGUAGCAAACAAAGUGGUACUUAUCUGGAUGGAGCUGCUCCAGAUGGGGUGAUGGGAUUAGGGCCAGGAGAAAUUUCUGUUCCAAGUUCGCUGGCGAAGUCCGGAUUUGUUUCACGUUCGUUCUCACUUUGUUUUGGGAAGAGCAAUUCUGGCACAAUAUUCUUUGGUGAUCAAGGGCCUGAAAAUCAAAGACAAAGUUCAUUUGUAUCUUUAGAUGGGAAGUACAAUACCUAUGUUGUUGAAGUUCAACAUUAUUGUGUUGGGGGUACCUGUCCAAAGCAAAGUGGAUAUCAAGCCUUAGUUGAUAGUGGGUCUUCCUUCACUUUUCUCCCUUCUGAAAUCUUUACAAAAGUAGUAACAGAGUUUGAUGAGCAAAUGAAUGCUACAAGGUUCUCUAUAGAAGAUUUUUCUUACUGCUAUAAGGCUAGUUCACGAGGUUUACCAAGCAUUCCUAACAUGAAACUUGUGUUAGCUGCUAAUCAGAGCUUUGUAAUUCAGAACCCCAUGUUUACUAUCUCCAAUGGUUUGGGUGAUAACUUCUAUUGUGCAGGUAUCCAACCUAUUCCAGGAAUGAUUGGUAUUAUUGGACAAAACUUUUUGGAGGGAUAUCGGAUGGUGUUUGAUUGGGAAAAUAUGAAGUUGGGUUGGUCUCGCUCCAAGUGUCAAGACAUAGGCGGGAGUGCAAAGUUACCACUAACACCAACACCACCUCCGAGUGGUUUGACAUCAAAUCCGUUGCCAACAACUGAACAACAAAGAAGCCCGCAUGGACAUGCAGUUGCACCGGCCAUUGCUGGUAAAGCUACCCCUAAACCAUCUGCAGCAUCACCAGAUGCAGUUUCACGGCAUUGCGCUAUGAGUUCUCUUCUACUUUCAUUGGUUUUAUGCUUGUGCCUUAUCUGAUAUUACAUUUGUAAUUAUGUACGUUUAUGUAAAUUCUCAUUUCUUCAAUCAGAUCCUUUUCUCACAAAUGAUGUACUCUGCUAGUCAAUUAAUUUCAUUGGUUUUGUUUCUUUCCUCA